AUGCUGCAAGUUUGGAGUUCGAGCUCACCACAUGAGCAAGAGGACUACUUGGAUUGUUUGUUGGCUCAAAUAAAAUCCUUGCAAAGUGUAGGUUGGAAGGAGAAACAGAUUGCGAGGCAUUAUGUGGCAUUCGAUGCUGCACUUCAAGAUGCUCUGCAACAUAAUUUGCCCAGUUUUUCGCCACCUAUCCACAAAGAGGAAUCAAAUUACCCCUUGCCCAUUGUUGUGUUCAGACUUUUUGAUUAUGCUGAUUGUCCGGAAGACGGUACAGUACUUCCGGGAGCUCAUUCGAUAGAGCGAUUUUUGAUAGAAGAAGAACUGAAUUGGAUAAUCGAAUUCAAUGCUAGCGAUAGAAAAAUAUGUGCACAGGAAUUGACCAAUUAUGCUCGUGGUGCUAACGUUCCUAUCGCUUACAUGAUUUUGGAGGUAUUAUUUUCGCAGCUGUUCCGUCUUCCUCUUCCGCCUCAGCCGACUGGUUUUUAUGGUAAACGCCCUGCUGAACUUCUGUAUCAACGUGCUGGUACAAUGCAACCCUUGUGCCUGGACAGACUUGUGGACUGGUUCAGCUUCCAUUUAUCCAAUUUUGGUUUCCGUUGGUCAUGGAAUGACUGGAAGGAUUGCCUCGUUGCCGAUAGAUGGGAUGCGAAGAAAAUAUUCGCUCGUGAAGUGAUAGAGAGGUGCCGUCGGCUGUCUUAUUACGGACAGUUGAAAGAGUUCCUUCCUACGUCGUUUGCUGCCAUGAUUCCCUCCUCCUCCAGAUGUUGUGUGCAAAUUCGACGAUGGUAUGUAACCUUUUCGUAG
This is a messenger RNA of Cooperia oncophora, 801 nucleotides long. The record is from the annotation of a GenBank genome assembly. NCBI's taxonomy places the organism in Eukaryota, Metazoa, Nematoda, Chromadorea, Rhabditida, Trichostrongylidae.